AUGGUUGAUGAAUCACAAGAUGUGUCAAUAAAAGAACAGAUGACAAUGGUGUUUUGUUAUGUAGACAAAAGUGGGGAUGUAAUUGAAAGGUUUGUGGACAUUCAACAUGUUAGUGACACUACAUCAAAAUCACUAAAGGAGGCUAUUGAGACAUUGUUUUCAAGAGAGGAAUUGAGCAUUUCUAUGCUAAGAGGACAAGGAUAUGAUGGAGCUAGUAAUAUGAAGGGUGAGUUUAAUAAUCUUAAAACACAGAUUUUCAGAGAAAAUCCUUGUGCCUAUUAUAUUCAUUGUUUUGCACAUCAACUUCAAUUAGCUCUUGUGGCUGUGACAAAGGGAAAUGUUGAUAUUGCCACUUUCUUCACAUCUUGCAAUAGCUUGGUUAAUAUUGUUGGAGCAUCGUGUAAGCGUUGUGACAUACUUAGAGAUAAACUACAAAAGGAUAUUAUGGAAGCUCUUGAAAAAGAUACUCUUCCAACAUGGCAAGGCUUAAAUCAAGAAACUUGUCUCAAGCGUCUCGGUGAUACACGUUGGAACUCACAUUAUGGUACAUUACUUAGUAUCAUUUCUAUGUUCAAAUCUGUGGUGAAAGUGCUUGAAUUGAUUAUUGAGGAUGGCUCCAUUGAUAAUAUAGGUUAA
Prunus avium (sweet cherry) is the source of this 636-nucleotide messenger RNA. RefSeq lists its product as uncharacterized. NCBI's taxonomy places the organism in Eukaryota, Viridiplantae, Streptophyta, Magnoliopsida, Rosales, Rosaceae. The record is from RefSeq and is a predicted model, not a curated record.